Aureobasidium melanogenum CBS 110374 is the source of this 630-nucleotide messenger RNA. RefSeq lists its product as uncharacterized. Lineage: Eukaryota; Fungi; Ascomycota; Dothideomycetes; Dothideales; Saccotheciaceae. The transcript has 3 exons. Bases 1 to 630 code for a protein of 209 amino acids. The record is from RefSeq and is a predicted model, not a curated record.
AUGUCGACUAAGCACAACACUUCCGCGACCAACAUCUAUAGGUUCUGGCCGCCGGCUAUCAAAGCUGCCAUGAAGAGAGUUCGAUCCAGGCAAAAACGUCGUGCCCCGAGCACUACUAUGGUCGAUAGGGCUACACAAACACCGACUUGGCCAGACGACCAACAACAACUUGAAAGCCAGAAAGAUGACCACAUGGAAACCGAACAGACAAACUUCCAAUUCAUGGAUCUGCCUCUUGAGCUCCGUCGAGAAGUAUACCGGCACUACAUCAACAAUCUCCCUCCCUUGAUGUACACUUCACCACAAAUCUGCCACGAAGUAUCCGAUAUCACCGACCGCGUCCUCAUCUUUCAAAUGUUCAACGGCUUAUGUCCCUCCUACAUCCAAAAAAGAGAAUCCGCAGAACUCGCAGCAGCAAAACUUGCAUCUCUGCACGACAAGUAUCAAGGCAAGAACAUCCGCUUCAAAAUCGAGCUUCAGUGUCCUACGACAUUGUUCCCAAAGCCUUACGCUGUGGAGUUGGUCAGAGAGAUGGUGGAGCAGGUGGAGCGGUUGAGGGACGGGAAGCUUUUGAGUGUGCAUGUCGGUCUAUUUGGUCCCAAAGAGGUACUCAGAGGAGUGCGGACCUAG